This is a messenger RNA of Aethalodelphis obliquidens (Pacific white-sided dolphin), 1659 nucleotides long. It is a transcript of the gene TDO2, whose product is annotated as tryptophan 2,3-dioxygenase. The record is from RefSeq and is a predicted model, not a curated record. The coding region runs from base 63 to 1283 and encodes 406 amino acids. NCBI's taxonomy places the organism in Eukaryota, Metazoa, Chordata, Mammalia, Artiodactyla, Delphinidae. The transcript has 12 exons. Gene Ontology annotation, molecular function: heme binding; L-tryptophan 2,3-dioxygenase activity; metal ion binding.
GGGCAAAGACAUCACCCCGCCAGAGGCAAAGCUCAGGGCUCCUGUGACAGCACGUCUUCACCAUGAGUGGGUGCCCAUGUUUAGGAAGCAGCUUUGGAUAUGCUUUUAAAAACCUCUCUGUACAAGGCAGUGAAGAAGACAAAUCACAAAUGGGUGUGAAUAGAGCCAGUAAAGGGGGACUUAUCUAUGGGAACUACCUGCAAUUGGAAAAAGUUUUGAAUGCGCAGGAACUUCAAAGUGAAAUAAAAGGAAAUAAAAUCCAUGAUGAGCAUCUUUUCAUCAUAACUCAUCAAGCUUAUGAACUCUGGUUUAAGCAGAUCCUCUGGGAACUGGAUUCUGUUCGCGAGAUCUUUCAGCAUGGCCACGUCAGGGAUGAGAGGAACAUGCUGAAGGUGGUGACCCGAAUGCACCGAGUGGGGGUGAUACUCAAGCUCUUGGUCCAGCAGUUUUCCGUCCUGGAGACCAUGACAGCCUUGGACUUCAACGACUUCAGAGAGUACUUAUCCCCGGCAUCAGGCUUCCAGAGUCUGCAGUUCCGACUGUUAGAAAACAAGCUAGGGGUUCUUCAGAGCUUGAGGGUCCCUUACAACAGAAGACACUACCGUGAUAACUUCAGGGGAGAAGACAACGAGCUACUACUGAAGUCCGAGCAGGAAAGGACCCUCCUGCAGCUGGUGGAGGCAUGGCUGGAAAGAACCCCAGGUUUAGAGCCACAUGGAUUUAACUUCUGGAGAAAGUUUGAAAACAACAUUGUCAAAGGCCUGGAAGAAGAAUUCACAAGAAUUCAGGCCAAGGAAGAGUCAGAGGAAAAGGAGGAACAAAAGGCUGAAUUUCAGAAGCAGAAAGAGGUGUUACUAUCCUUAUUUGAUGAGAAACGCCAUGAGCAUCUCCUUAGUAAAGGAGAGAGACGGCUAUCAUACAAAGCGCUUCAAGGGGCCUUGAUGAUAUACUUUUACAGGGAAGAGCCCAGGUUCCAGGUCCCUUUCCAGCUGCUGACCUCCCUCAUGGACAUGGACUCGCUCAUGACCAAGUGGAGAUACAACCAUGUGUGCGUGGUGCACAGGAUGCUGGGCAGCAAGGCGGGCACCGGCGGGUCCUCGGGGUACCAGUACCUGCGCUCCACAGUGAGCGACAGGUACAAGGUGUUUGUAGACUUAUUUAAUCUCUCAACGUAUCUGGUUCCCCGACACUGGAUACCGAAGAUGAACCCAGUUGUCCAUAAGUUCCUUUAUACAGCUGAAUAUUGUGACAGCUCUUACUUCAGCAGUGAUGAAUCAGAUUGAAAUCAUCUGCAAAAAUUUAUGAAGAACACUGAUUUCUCAGUCUGUGGUCUUUAUUGUCUAUGAAUUUUCAUGACUAUGCAGACUCCUAAUGUAAUAUAUGUUUAUACAUAUAUAUAGCAUAUAUAGAACUGUAGCACUGAUUCAACCUAAAAAUAAUUUUAUUACUGCAUGUUUGUGAUGAUAUCAGACUCAACAGUAAGAAAUUCAGUUACAUUGUAACAUUGUACCUAGUGUUUUCCUAUUAGAGACAAUGUCCCUGUGUUUACCUUAAUGUAACCAUUUAAUGUAAUAAUUUUCUCAGCUUCAUACCUUAUAAGCUUGUAAACUUCAGCUAUUUCAAAUAUUUUAUGCAAUAAAAUGUGUCAUUCUGUACAAA